AUGCCCACUGCUACUCGAGCAAGGCCAACGGCGCCCUCGGCGAAGCGCAGACCGUCGGGCGCGGCUAGAAGCGAAUCCGGAUACUCGCGUCGAUCGUCGCUGGGAUCGUUCAAGACCGCGGCGGGCGCGUCGGACUACAACCAAGCCAUCUCGGCGUCCGAGCAAGACGACGACAACAAUGACGACGAAGACGAGCUGGCAUCGGACGAAGAUGCGACCAUGAUUCGCAACCACCACACUACACGCGACCUCGAGGACGACGACGAGACCGAGACCGUCUCGCACCACGAGCCGGCGUCCAAGGGACUCGUGGCGCCCAAUGCAGAAGAUUCGUCGAGCAUCGACUCGCAAGAGUCGCCGGCCAUCUUCAACCACAAUGCCACCAGCGAUAGCGAGACGAUCAACAAGUCGCCCCCCACCUCGCACGAUGACGCGGUCGACCAGCGCAGUCCGCUCGACAAAUCCAAGCCCGCCAGACAGCUGCUCACCCCCGACAGGGCGCUGACACCCAAGGGUAAGGAUCGCAAGAAUGUGCGUGCCAGCCAUGCGAGCCAUCUGACGCUGCCCUACCAGCGAUCCGAAGCCGGCGAUAUGGAUGCGUCUAGGAGGCUUAGCAAGAUGACCAUUCAAAGUUACGGCAGAAGAGCCCCUUCGCGCGCAGAGAGCUUUGUCGAUGACAUCCCCGACAUGAGCAUGCGCGACGCGCGAUACCGUUCCGUAUCCGAACGCGGCGGCGGUUCGAGGGCGAGCAGGCUGGCCCCGCCAGCAUCGGUGCUCGAGUUUGGAGGAGCAUCGGCGCGAUCUUCGUUCCAGUCGCAGCGCGGACCGGGCUCGCGAUACGCGAGCAGCUACAUUGAGCCGCACUCGCUGCGCUCGCCCUCGAAGCGCGACUUCGGGUCGCCCGCAGGCAUCCAUCACCGCGAUUCGGACCGACUCAGCAUCAGCUCGCGUCGCACCGCAAGGAAGCCGGCAUCGGUGGUGUCCAAGAUGCUCGAUGCCGACACGCAGGUGUACCCGGGCACGCGCAUCCGCAAGUACAUCGAACCGCAGCUCAACGAGGCCAUGCGCCGCGUCAUGAAGCAGUUUUCCGGUCACGGCCUCCACGACCACCGAUGCGACGGUUACCCCAUCGCCGUCUUUGUCGGCGCCACCGCCAUCGAUACCGGCAGCAUCAUUCAGCCCCACGUCUCGGGCGCAGUGUCCAUGUACUUUGGCCCAGGACAUCCCAAGAACAUGGCAACCCUGCUCCCCGGCGAGGAUAGAGUGCCCAGCCACAUUCCCAACCCCAAGGCGCCCACGCCCGCAUCGCUGUCGCGCCGCGCCGAGUUGCGCUCGGCCAUCACGGCGCUGCAUACGAUCUAUGAGAUGUACCGCGGGCGCGCGUGCGCCCACGUGUGCAUCGACUCGGCCUACGUCGCCAAGGCGUGGGGAACCUGGAUCCCCACCUGGGAACUGCGCGGCUGGCCGGGCGAGGACGACCAGGAGGCCGGCGAUGAGGAGAGGUGGGAGGAGGAGUACUACGAGCGCAGGAGGAACCAGCGCAGGGUGUACGACCGUUAUGGCGCCAGGUACGAAGAUCGCAGGGAUGGAUAUGCCAGCGAUGGUGGAAGGUUCCGUCGUGAUGCGCCGCGACGACGAUAUGACGACGACUGGCUCGCCAGCGAUCCGUAUGCCGACCGCGACCGCAGCAGGAGGCGUGGCGGUGGACAGCGAAGGUCAAGGGCCGCGCACGAUUACUCGUCCGACGAAGACGAGUACGACCGCAGGGACAGGAGGAGGUACGACGAGCGCGACGAUCGACGCAGGAGACCCAUGCGCCGCGCGCCCGGCCGUCGUCUGGUCGACGAGGACCUCCUGCGCGAGCUCGCCGAUAUCCGGUACGAGUUUGCGCGUGCCGAGCGCGGCCGCCACGGCUCGGCGCAUCUGUACCUCAUCGACCGCAGCAACAACCCCGCCGACCGCAUGGCGCGCGCGGUGGCCAAGUCGGACGGCAACCUGCUCCGCCAGGAGCUCGAGGCGCUGCAUGUGGACGAUGCGGCGUUUUCGGACGACGAGCUGCUCGACCCCGAAGAGGAGGAGUGGGAGGAGACCAGGAGCCGCUUUUCGAGCACGUCCAACACCAAGGGCCGCAUGAGCAGCCGCAACAGCUCCAGGGGCAGCAUCAUCUCCAACGCCACAGGCAGGCUGCGCGCCAGUGCCUCCAUGCCCUCCGGCCGGCUCAGGGAGGGCGCCAGAAGACAGCUCGAUACGUUUGCAGAGGAGGAUGAGGACGAGAUGGACGAUGCGCGUUCGGUGCGCUCGGCAAGGUCCGCCAAGUCGGCCAAGUCGGCGAGGUCCAAAAAGUCGACGCGCGCCGAGCGCGAGCGCGACGAAUACCUCGCGAGGCAGGAGAGGAUGGAUGUCGAAGCGCUCGCGGCCCAGCGUCGGUCGGUGGCGGGCAAACGAUCCGCGUCGCGUGCGAGCCAUCUUGCGCCGCCUGCUUCCGAGCGCGGUGGUGGGUCGCGACGCUCGAUGGAGUCCAGGGCCGGCCGAAUGUCGACCGACAUGCUCUCGCCCGAGGCGGCGUCGAGGCGCGGCUCGAUGGACACGCGUCGUGUGUCGGCGGUGCGAUCGCAGCCCGACAUCCGCGGCAGCGGGCGUGUGUCGGUUCGCGGAGCGUUGGCGUCAGCAGCCAUGCGUGAAGACGACGAGUACUACCGAUCGUCAAUGCAGGUGCACAGGGAUGUAUCGGGUGGACCGAGACAUCCGAGCCACAUGGAGUAUCCCGAGAUGGACGACCUCGUGCCGCCCGCACGCGCGUGGGAUGGCGCCUCGAUGCGCUCGCGCUCCAGCGUAGACUCGCGCAGAGGAGGACUCUUUUCGCGCAAGCAGGAGUCGCCCAAGCCGGAACGAAAGUUCGGCAUGUUCUCCAACAGGUCCACGCCCUCGCUGCGUGCUCCGGCACCCGAGGAUCCCGACUACGAGUGGAAGGCCAAGCGCAAGGCGGGCAGGAAGCAGAGAGACUGGAACGCCACCACCGCCGACGACGUCGCUCAGAGGUCGCAGUGGGAUGCAGACGAGCGCGGAAAGAAGCCUGGCUUCUUUGGCAGGAUGUUCGGACGCAAGUAA
Molecule: messenger RNA, 3108 nt
Organism: Moesziomyces antarcticus
Lineage: Eukaryota; Fungi; Basidiomycota; Ustilaginomycetes; Ustilaginales; Ustilaginaceae
Exons: 1
Coding region: 1-3108 (1035 amino acids)
Molecular function (GO): nucleic acid binding
Source: RefSeq, a predicted model, not a curated record